Molecule: messenger RNA, 2523 nt
Organism: Cimex lectularius (bed bug)
Lineage: Eukaryota; Metazoa; Arthropoda; Insecta; Hemiptera; Cimicidae
Gene: xit
Product: probable dolichyl pyrophosphate Glc1Man9GlcNAc2 alpha-1,3-glucosyltransferase
Exons: 8
Coding region: 283-1842 (519 amino acids)
Biological process (GO): protein N-linked glycosylation
Cellular component (GO): endoplasmic reticulum membrane
Molecular function (GO): dolichyl pyrophosphate Glc1Man9GlcNAc2 alpha-1,3-glucosyltransferase activity
Source: RefSeq, a predicted model, not a curated record
CUGGUUGGGGGGGGGGUCCCCGCCGUUGCCGUGGCACUUGGCACUUGCUUAGGACUUCGCCCUGUCGGCUGUCCUCAGUCGGUUGAUCCGAAGCUGUCAGUUCGUUUUGUAAACAUUAAAAAGUCCUCAAUAGUGUUUUUCCAAUUUUUUUUUUAAUCUUCUCAGCUUCGGAUGGACUGAUUUAAUGUCAGAUGUAGCGCCAAAGGGAAUCCGUGAAAUUGUCUUUUUCUAACCAUUUUUCUAUUAUUUUGGGUUAAACAGUGAUUUCAACCGGCAUCUGAGAUGUUUAUGAUAAUCGUCGGUCUUGCCUCGUGCAUUAAAAUCCUCCUGAUGGCCUCAUAUAAAUCGACAGAUUUUGAGGUCCACCGUAACUGGUUGGCAAUCACGUACAACUUACCUAUGAAGAAGUGGUACGUUGACAACACUUCCGAAUGGACGUUGGAUUACCCGCCAUUUUUCGCCUGGUUCGAAUACUUUCUGUCACAAUUUGCUGCAUUCGUCAAUCCGAAAAUGUUGGAAUUGACCAACUUAAAUUACAGUUCAACCAGUGCCGUCGUUUUCCAAAGGAUGACAGUAAUAAUAUCAGAUCUAGUAUUAGCUGUUGGGACCAAGAGAUUAUCGACUUAUCUUUCCAAUCAUCCUAAAAAGAAAUGCAGCAAAAAGAAAUCAAAAUGGAGGUCUCCGUCUACUAUAUUUGAAUUACUAGUGCUUGUUAACGUUGGUCUGUUGAUUGUAGACCACAUGCAUUUUCAGUAUAACGGAGUAUUACUUGGAAUUUUAUUAAUCUCUAUCUCAUAUGUCUUAAGUGAUGAACAUCUACUUGGAGCAUUUUGGUUUACAUUUCUGCUCAAUAUGAAGCAUAUAUUUUUAUACAUGGCUCCUGCGUACGGAAUUUAUCUUUUGAAAAAUUACUGUGUUACUUACAAACAAGGAAAGUUUUGUAUUAAAUCGACAGCUGUUCAAUUAAUGAAACUUGGUUCGGUUGUUCUCGGCGUGACGUUCUUGUCCUUUGGUCCGUUUAUUUUAAUGGGGCAAGUUGAAAAGGUUAUAGCGCGUUUGUUUCCAUUCAAAAGAGGACUGUGCCAUGCUUAUUGGGCUCCUAAUUUUUGGGCGUUGUACAAUUUAGUUGAUAAAAUUGCAGCAAUGAUAGGUAAAUUUUUGGGAUAUAAUAUUGAAAUAUCUCAUGGAAAAAUGACAGGAGGUCUAGUUCAAGAAUAUGACCAUUCUGUGUUACCAAGUAUAACUCCGUGGAUUACAAUGGUCUGCACAAUUGUCUCUAUAAUUCCAUGUCUGUGGAAGUUGUGGACUAACCCUGGUAAUCCUCUCCAUUUUGUUCGGAGUUUAAUACUUUGUUCUGGCUGUGCUUUUUUAUUUGGUUGGCAUGUACACGAGAAAGCAAUUUUGAUGGUUAUUAUACCACAAAGUAUAUUAGCAGUGCUUUGGAGAAAGGAAGCAGAAGUUUUCAUUAUGCUUUCGACCGUCGGCCACUACGCUUUACUGCCGCUUAUUUUCACUCCAACCGAGUCGUUCAUUAAAGUCCUCAUGUUCGUCAGCUACAGUUACUUCGUCUUCACCAUUUUGCUCGACCUAUUUCAAGCCGAGUCUUCCAAAUUUACAUUAUCUUUAUUAUCGCCGGUGGAAACGGUGUACAUGUACGGUUUAAUGGCGCUAUUUUUAUACGAACAUUUUCUACACAAAUGGUUAACUCUUAACAAGUAUCCGUUUCUUCCUUUGAUGCUCACGUCUUGUUAUUGUGCAGUGGGAAUUAUUUACAGCAUCGUCCGAUAUUAUCGAACAUUCCUACUUAUGAGUGAUAAUCGAUACAAACAAAAGACGUUUUAAUGUUAACUAGUAAAAUUGUUUUAAUUUACUUUGUUGUGAUUCUGUUUUUAUUGUACCUUUCAAAUCAUUGUGAUUAUUUAUAUUAUAAGUUGCUGGUAGUUUAGUUUUAUUAGUGUUUAGUUUAUGUUACAUGACAUUUUAUGUUUGCAAUAUGGAAGAAAAACACUGGUUUUAUUUACAUAAAACCAAGGAAAUUGAUUAAAUUUAAACAAUCAUUAAGUUUGGAAAUCAAUAAAGAUAAUGUUUUGUGACUUUUUUAAAAUUAGAUUUCCUGUAAUGAAAUUAAGAAGUCAAAAACGUUAAUUAAAUCAAAUUUAUUUCCAGAUGCAAUAAUAUUAUUAUUUUCACUGGUGCUGACCAAUGUCUGAUAUUUUAAACAGUACCAAAGAUUUAACCUAAAUCUAGAUUUUAUUCGUGUUUUGUAGAAAUACAAAGCUUCGUGGAUGGCCGAUGGUUCUUCGGUAUGUUGUUAAAAACUUAUUUGGUACUGAUCGUUUAAUCAUUCUAAUUUGUACCAUUAACCAUAUUCGCUUAAUGCAAUUCAGAAUUUAUGAAUUGUAAUAUUUUUUAUCCUAAUAUUAACCUACAGAUACUACCAUUAAUGGGAAAGUACCUGAAUUUGCUCCUAAUUUUUUAACUGUGUACUAAAGCAGAUUCUAAAUAAAGAGGUAAAUAAAACUA